This is a messenger RNA of Nanorana parkeri, 4400 nucleotides long. It is a transcript of the gene PHLPP2, whose product is annotated as PH domain and leucine rich repeat protein phosphatase 2. Lineage: Eukaryota; Metazoa; Chordata; Amphibia; Anura; Dicroglossidae. Gene Ontology annotation, molecular function: protein binding. Bases 157 to 4116 code for a protein of 1319 amino acids. The transcript is spliced from 19 exons. The record is from RefSeq and is a predicted model, not a curated record. Gene Ontology annotation, cellular component: plasma membrane.
CGCAAGUACCUGCAGAAUGGCUACUACGCAAACUGGGCGGGGACUUGCUGGAGAUUGGCAGAGCGUGGGCUAGCCUGCACGCCAUUGGUCGCUGAGCUCAGGCUGGGGGCGGGGACGGCCUCCUGCUGUCAGUUGUUCAGCAACGGACCCGUGGAAAUGGACGGCCGGAGACCGGUGCCGGGACCUCCCGGGGAGGGAGGGCCUGAGCCCAGCCGGACCAGCGGCGCCCGGGGAGCUGCCAUCCGAGUGCUGAAGAGAAAUAUGAAGCGAAGUACGAGCAAGAACUGCUUGAAUCAGAGGUGCUGCCUGGGCUCUCGUGAGCGAGACUGGCUGAGGGAAGACCCAAACCGUGGAUGCGUCUUCGUACAUGGAUCAGAUCAUGGCUCCUCCGUUCCCGACCUCCAUGUUGUGCUCUGUACGGUGGACACGAUGACCUCCGAGAUCUGCUCAUGUGAAGGGAUGGAGAGUUUGUACAUACAGCUCAAUGGAGACCUGGUCAGGAGGCUGGAACCCGAGGAGCGCCCCCUGCACAUCAUCUACAAGUACCUAUCAGAGCUGGGAUUCCGGGACUCCUUGAGGAUACAGGAGGAGGCGGCCCACUCUGAUCUCGGCUGCAUGAUCCGAUUUUAUAGCGAGAAACCGAGUUCUAAGGAACAGUUGGACCGGAUUUUGCUUUCGGGUGUUUUUAAUGUACGCAAAGGCAAAAUUCAGCUACAUAAGUGGGCGGAAAGGCUCGUCGUUCUCUGCGGUACCUGCUUAAUCGUCUCCUCUGUGAAGGAUUGUCAGACGGGGAAGAUGCACAUUCUGCCCCUUGUGGGUGGGAAGAUAGAGGAGGUGAAGAGGAGACCGCACUGCCUGGCCUUCUGCUCUGCUGAAGCACAAGCUCCCACCUACCACGUCAGCUUCGACUCUGCUGCGGAAUACCAGAGAUGGCACCGGCAAGCAACUAAAGUCGUAUCUCAGAGGCUGAGCACCGUUGAUCUCUCGUGUCAGAGCCUAGAAGAGAUUCCCGAGCACCUCUUCUACUGCCAGGACGUCAUGUCCCUGAACCUCCGCCAUAACUUCCUGCAGCUUCAGAGUCCAGCAGGAGUGAGCAGUCUCUGCAGGUUUUCGCAGUUGAAGAUUCUCAAUCUGUCACAGAACAAACUGGGACAUUUUCCUUUCGAGCUAUGCCAGAUAGCCACACUCACAGAGCUCAAUGUCUCCUGUAAUGGGCUGACACACUUACCUCCGCAAAUUGGUCAGUUGCUCAGCCUGCAGACACUUAACCUUGAUGGGAAUUCCCUGACAAUGUUGCCAGAUGAGCUGGGGUGCCUGAAGCAAUUGACAAGCCUCAGCCUUGCAUUCAAUGAUCUGACCGCCAUUCCCAAGGUGUUUGAGAAUCUUCCAUCUGUGGAGAGGUUGUGUAUGGCGGGGAACAGACUGGAGCUUCUUAACCUUCAGACACUUGGGAACAUGACGCACAUGAAGGUCAUAGACUUGCGGAUGAAUCAUUUGACUCAAGUGGGAGCCAGCCUGGAAGGGAUAAACCACAUCACUCAAUUCGAUGUGCGGGAUAACCAGCUAUCUGCUCUGGACCUCAGCUCUAUGGGGAACCUGGAGCAAUUGCACUGUGAACGGAACCAGCUGACGGAGCUGAGGCUGUGCGGCUUCUCCCUGCGGGCCAUCUAUGCCAGCUCCAACAGACUGACCUCUGUGAACGUCUACGUGGCACCCUCGUUGCUCCACACUCUUGACCUGUCUAGGAAUUGCCUAGCGUCGGUGCCGGAGUGCGUUUGCGAGGCCAAGAAGCUGGAAGCUCUGGAUCUCAGCUUCAACGCGAUAGCAGAGCUGCCUCUCAGGAUAAUGGCCUCUUCUAGUCUGCGAAGGCUGCUGCUUGGACACAACCAGCUGAAGAACCUGCCUUGCCCAAUGGAGUCUAUUCCCCUGGAGACCCUGGAUGUGCAGCACAAUAUGCUGAGACACCUUCCAGACUCCCUCUUCACCAUAGCUUUAAAUCUCAGGUUCCUAAAUGCAUCAGCAAACAUCCUGGAGAGCCUCCCAUCGAUGUUCAGUGGAGAGGAGAGCGGGACCAGGCUGCAGGCUUUCUACCUAACCAACAACCGGUUAACUGACCAGUAUGUUCCUUUCCUCACCAUCCAUGCCAACCUCAGGGUCCUUCAUCUGGCCUAUAACCAGCUGGAGACCUUCCCAGCCAGUAAACUCAACAAACUGGAGUUCCUGGAAGAACUGAACCUUAGCGGCAAUCGGUUGAAGUCGAUCCCCAGCACGGUGUCCAACUGCAAACGGCUGCACACGCUCAUCGCCCACUCCAACUGCAUCAGCAUCUUCCCUGAGAUCUGCAACCUGCCGCUGAUCCAGCUGGUUGACCUGAGCUGUAACAGCCUGGCGGAGAUCGCGGCCCCGGAGAGCCUGCCUCCUGUCCUUCACGAGCUGGACCUGAAAGGGAACAUUGACCUGGUGCUGGACCACCAGUUACACGACAUAUUCAGUCAUAUUCCCAUCCUGAAAAUCGACAGCAAAUCUUUGCCAAAUUCUGACCUGCCAGCGUCCUCCAUCUCCUGCAAUCACGGCUUAGCGGAGAUGUCCGGACAGCGGAACAAGCUCUGCGUCUCCUCGCUGGCCGUGAGCGACUUUGCAGAUGGCGUGGAGGCUCUGUACGGCAUGUUCGAUGGUGAUAAGAAUGAGGAGGUGCCGCGUCUGCUGCAGUGCACGAUGGGAGAUGUCCUGCUGGAAGAGCUGCAGCAGUCGAACUGCGAAAGGACGUUCAUGUGCCACACGUUCCUGGUGUCACACAGGAAGCUGGGAACGGCAGGCCAGAAACUGGGCUCUUCUGCCCUUUUGUGCUAUGUCGGACGCGGUGCCACUGAUCACAGCUUCUCCCUGACCGUUGCCAACGUUGGAACUUGUCAGGCCGUGUUGUGUCGGAACGGGCGGCCUCUCGCUCUGUCCAGGGUCUUUAGCCUGGAGCAAUGUCCUGAGGAGCUCUUACGGAUCAAGGAGCAAAGGGCAAUCAUCACCGAGGACAAUAAGGUCAAUGGUGUCACCUGCUGUACCCGUCUGCUGGGUUGCACCUAUCUACACCCCUGGGUGCUCCCAGAUCCUCAUAUCUCCACUUUGCCACUGACCGUGCAGGAUGAGAUGUUAAUCCUGGGUAGCAAAGGGCUGUGGGAGUACGUACCAGCAACAGAGGCUGUUCAAACCAUCCGCCACCUUCCCGAUCCGCUGGCCGCUGCUAAGAAGCUGUGUACUUUGGCGCAAAGCUAUGGCUGCCAGGACAAUGUGGCCGCUUUGGUGGUGUGUCUCAGUAUCGGAGAGGACACCUGCACUUGUGAGAUGCACACACUGACGUUACCUAAUCCAUCCGGUUUAGCCUCCGCAGUGGCGACAAAAGAGUCGCCCGACUCGGUCACACCGUCCUCCUCUGAAUUCAGCAGUGAAAUGUCCGUAUCGGAGGUGAGUAGUGAAGUUGGGUCCACGGCUUCAGAUGAGCACGCCAUAGUUGGCCUAGAAGGAGGUCUCAUCCUGCGCCCUGAGCGGAGGUGCAGUUUGCAUCCCGUUCCUUCAGCCAGCACCUUUCAGCGGCAGCCGUCUUGCGCCACCUUCUCCAGCAACCAGUCGGAGAACGGUCUGGACAGCGACGACGAGCUGCAAGCCGAAGGCCUCAUUAUGGGCAGCCGGCUGGAGGUGGAGGUGGACAUUCACUGCAGCAGGCAACAUUCCCCAGAACCACCGUAUGUCAGCACUUUCCAGAGCCUGGAGGAGGACAGUUGUGGGAUUUCCAUGCAGAUUCUGCAACAGAACACCAUAAACCACAACCCAAACCAAGAGAAGGACGAACUGCCUUCCUCGAUGUCUGUGCUGAGUUUAUACAAGAAGAAGCACUCGAAUGGCUCUGUUGUACCGCUCGAAGAAAUACUUAACCUUAUUGAGGUCGCUUCUGAAGCUCCAAAGAGAAAAACUGGUUAUUUCUCAGCUCCUUCCCAACUGGAACCCGAGGACCAGUUUGUGGUUCCUCCACACUUGGAAAAUGAGGUGAGGGAGCAGCUGAACGAUAUGUCUUCUGGAGCAGAAGACAGAGUCAACGCCCCCGAGGAGUUCGACACCGCCUUGUGACCUCAUGGACCUCUGAAACCCCAGGAUCAAAUUGUCCGCAUGAUCCAACAAUUGCACAUUUUACAACCUGAACAUUGCCAGUUUGAACAAACUUCUUACUACUGAACCUUUUGCAUAGAAAGGUGUGGCUUCUUUUUGUUUUCUUCUGUUAAACGAUGAAAACACUCAUUUAACCCAUACAUGGCUGACGGAUCUGCCAAUCACAGCAUACCUCUCAAAUCCUCCCCCUUUUUAACACCAAAUGUUUUGUUUAGCUUUUUUGUGCACUUAAUUUAUUAACGCGU